AUGCCUAUUUCUUAUUCUACAUCUGCUUCUAUUGUCUCUGUAGCCUCAGAAAAGUCAGCUUGCCCAUCUCUGGAAGAUUCUCCACCCUUCCCACCAUCAUUCAAGUCUUAUACGUGGAGCAGUUUGGUUGGCUCUGAACUACGACAGUUGGUGCAGAACUACAGGCCAUCAGGACUGGAGAGAAAUUCUUCCCUAGGACUCUAUGGAGACAGGGACACUCCUUCUCAUCCCUCACCUCUGUACAGUUCGGAGAGGGGUGUUCAUGGGCUGUAUGGGGACUAUGCACAGGGAGUGUCUCAGGUGUUCUCCACACCUCAUGGAUUAGAGGUUCAUGUACGUAGAUCACACAGUGGGACAAGACCAUUUGCAUGUGAAAUGUGUGGAAAGACAUUUGGCCAUGCUGUCAGCUUAGAGCAACAUAAAGCUGUCCAUUCUCAGGAGAGAAGUUUUGAUUGUAAAAUAUGUGGUAAAAGUUUUAAGAGAUCAUCCACACUUUCCACACACCUACUUAUCCACUCGGACACAAGGCCGUACCCCUGUCAGUAUUGUGGCAAGCGUUUCCACCAGAAGUCAGACAUGAAGAAACACACGUUUAUACAUACAGGUGAGAAACCCCACAAGUGUCAAGUGUGCGGCAAAGCAUUCAGUCAGAGCUCAAACCUGAUUACUCACAGCCGAAAACACACCGGCUUCAAGCCUUUUGGUUGUGACCUGUGUGGGAAAGGUUUUCAGAGGAAGGUGGAUCUAAGAAGACAUCGUGAAACACAGCAUGGACUCAAAUGA
Molecule: messenger RNA, 783 nt
Organism: Staurois parvus
Lineage: Eukaryota; Metazoa; Chordata; Amphibia; Anura; Ranidae
Source: the annotation of a GenBank genome assembly